Messenger RNA from Diabrotica balteata, 2694 nucleotides. NCBI's taxonomy places the organism in Eukaryota, Metazoa, Arthropoda, Insecta, Coleoptera, Chrysomelidae. The record is from the annotation of a GenBank genome assembly.
UUAAUACUGAAUGUAGUGGCUUUACAGUGUGAGAGAAAAACAAAAUACGUGUGUCUUUUACAAAUAUGGAUGCCAAUUUAACACCCGACCAGGAAAAUACGACAAAAGAAUUUAUAGAAAAAGUAAACGCCAAAUACCGUCGGAAAAUAGGACCGGUGUCGUGGACCACGGCUGUGCGAUUUUUGUACGCGCGUAAGUUUGACGUCGUCAGAGCUCUGACGCUAUUUGACCAACACGAAUUGACUCGACAACGUGAAGGCCUAAUUAAUUUUGACCCCAAGAACGAACCGCUCAAGUCUGAACUGCUCACAGGGAAAUUCACAAUCUUGCCAAAACGGGACUCGGCAGAUGCCGCCAUAGCUGUGUUCACUGCUCAUAAGCACUUACCUGCGAAUAGCACGCACCAAACUACUUUACAGGGUGUUGUCUAUCAACUGGAUUGUGCCUUGCAAAACCCAACAACUCAAAAGGCUGGUAUUGUCUUCAUAUACGACAUGUCGAAUUCGAAAUACUCAAAUUUUGAUUACGACUUGUCACAAAAAAUUCUCACUCUUUUAAAGGGUGGGUAUCCUGCCAAACUAAAAAAGGUGCUCAUUGUUACCGCGCCUCUAUGGUUUAAAGCGCCGUUCAAAAUACUUCGAUUAUUCGUUAGAGAAAAACUACGAGAAAGAGUUUAUACUGUGUCAGUGGCCCAAUUAUCCAGUCACAUCCCGAGGGAAUCGCUUCCCACCCAACUGGGAGGCUCCCUAGUCCUGGACCAUAAUGUUUGGUUGUCGCACUGCAUACAGUCAAUGACUAGUACAAGACCAGAAUCGCCGAUUUCACAUUAUGAUGGUAAGACGCCGUCGCCCCAAAAGCGUACUUCGGCUCCCAGCGACAUCGACAUCUCCGGAUCAGGCAACGGCGUGGAUAGUUGGGCGGAGGAGGCGAAUUUAAAUCCUCCAAGUAGCGCUUCCAGCGGCUUCUCCGAUGAUGAUUCUCUUCAUGGGGAUGGUGCUGCUUUGACUGCUAUGCAAUUAGUAGAUUAUGUUAGGGAUAGAGGAAGAUCUGGUUUAAUGCAAGAAUAUGCUGAAAUUAGAUCGAGACCUCCUGAUGGUACAUUUAACAUAGCCAAAUCAAAAAGUAACCUUCCCAAAAAUAGGUAUACCGAUGUGCUGUGCUACGACCAUAGUCGCGUGAUUCUUACUGAACUGGACAAUGACAAAGAUAGUGAUUACAUUCACGCAAAUUUUGUGGAUGGUUACAAGCAAAAGAAUGCUUUUAUUAAUACACAAGGGCCCCUCUCAAAGACAACGCCAGAUUUCUGGCGGAUGAUAUGGGAACAACACACACUAGUAAUUGUUAUGACAACUAGAGCUAUGGAACGGGGAAGACCAAAAUGCCACCAGUACUGGGAACCUGAAGUCGGUUGGGAAACAACCUAUGGUCAAUUUGGCGUUAAGACGGAGUCUAUAGAAACUGAUAAAGAUUAUACAGUUACUACUAUUAGUUUAACGAAUAACAAAACUGAAGAAACUCGCGAAGUCUCUCAUUGGCAAUUCACCUCGUGGCCAGAUUACGGAGUUCCUCAUUCUGCAAAAGCCAUGUUAGAAUUUCUUGAAAGAGUAAGGAGGAAACAAGCCAGUAUGGUAGUUGAAUUAGGUGAUACAUGGGCCGGUCACCCUAGGGGACCACCGAUAGUUGUGCAUUGCAGUGCUGGCAUUGGUAGAACAGGUACUUUCUGCACACUGGACAUAUGCAUCUCCAGACUAGAAGACGUAGGCACAGCCGAUAUUCGAGGUACAGUUGAGAGAAUUAGGUCACAACGAGCGUAUUCCAUCCAAAUGCCUGAUCAGUACAUAUUUUGUCAUUUGGCUCUUAUAGAAUAUGCCCUAAUGAAGAGUCAUCUGCAAACCGCCGAUCUUACCGGUUUCGAUCAGGCCGUUGAAGAAGAUUCUGAUUAAAAGAGAGUCGCUGUCUUUGAGCGAAGAGAAAAUAUAGGUGUAAAUUUUUAAUAAUUUUUUAAUGAACGGUUUACCUAGUUGCUUUUCGAUGGUUUCCUAUGGAAGCGCUAUGAACAGAGUUUGUUUUUUGUAGGAAGAAUGAACGAAAAUAAUUGUUUUGGUUUUGUUACUAGACGAGCUGAGCAUGUUUUAAACUGUAAAUCUGGGAUUUCUGUUUGUUAGCAAUUGCAGAAAAAUAUCAGUCAUUUAGAUUAAAUAUCGAAUUAUGUAUUGUAUAUUUGUUCCAUUUUAUUUAUUUAUUAAUAGUUUCACUUAUUAUAACUUUCAAAUAAAAACAACAAAUUUAUUAUUAGGCAUUUCAUUUUAUUUUUCCAGUCGAUGAUUGAACUUGGUACUAGAUUUAUAUCACCCUUCACUUAUAUCCAACGAAUAAUAUCUUAUUUACAGCCAUUUCUAUCAAAGAAAUUAAAACACAAGUUGAAAACUGAAAUUUAAUUACUUAUAAUAGUCCUGUGGUAGUUAUGACGUAUAAAGCACUAUUACAGUAAAAGUUUGCUGUUAAUUUCUUCCUCUUCUAGUGAGAGCUGGUAACCCAUAACGGGGAGAUAUUAAAGUGACAUUCAAAAUAAAUACAACUAGCAACUGAUCUGUUCGGUACAAUGUAAUCUUAGCCUCGCCACACCUAUCCAAAGCCUUCCCGUGUUAAGCCCAUAUUAGUAUCUUAUGCGAUUGUUGGACUUAUCUAAUAGGC